AUGGCCGUCCAGGGUCGCCGGCUCGAUGGCGGUGCGGAUGGCGUGGCCGAUGCGAGCGCAGACGCGGCCUCCGUCGUCGUCGGUCUCACGGCGGAGCAAACGUCGGCACUUUUCGACAUUCUCUCCCACCACGAGACGUAUUCGGAGAUUGAGGCCCUCAAGAGGCCCGAGACGGUGCGCCGGUAUGGGUUUCCCCUCUCGGUUCCCCUCUCGGUCACGACGCAGGAGCUCCGGCGGCAGCUCCAGCAGCAACCUCCCUCUCCGCCUCAGCCGCCGUCCUCGUUCGCCGCCUUCACCGGAAGGUUCAGGAGUGCCAGGACGACCCCCGGAAGCACGGCACCCGGCACGCCGAGGCCGCAGACGCCCGUGCCGCCCGACGGAGACGCCUGCUCCGUGAGCUCGAACCGGCCGGCUCGCGACGACGACGAGGGCCCCUCCUCGGUGCCCCUCCUGCAGCUGCUGCUGACACGUUUCAUCCUGCCGCUCCCCGCCGUCAGAGAUCUGCCGUCCGAGUUUUGGAACGAGCGGGUGCGUGGGAUACUCCUGCGCCUUGCCGAGGCCGAGCUGUCGGAGAGCUACGACAAGGGCGCGCUGGGGACGCGAAAGACGCUCGCGACGGGCUCCAGUGCCGUCUUGGAGAUGCUCGGCCGCGGUGCGCUGGGCGGCGUGCCGCGGGGAACUGAGGUUCCGGGGGAGAGGCGGGACUACGACACGUCCAAGGCCGAGGACCUCGCGAGGGCGUGGGACGACGUCGUCGUCGACCUCGUCUACGGCGACUUGAUAGACGGCUUUUUUGACCACGCCAGCAGGACGGACGACUUGGAGAGCCACUCCCCAGCCGUCAAGGCCGCCGCCGACUAUUCCCUCAUCCACCUCGCCACCCUCGCCCACCACGUCGUCAUCGGCUCUCCCGAGGGCCAGUAUCUCCUCAAGCUGCUGGAGAACGCGCACUCGCUCGUUCCCUACAAGCUCAUCAAGCAGACGCUGCGCGUCGGCAAUGCCGCCACCAUGAUGAGCGGCAUGGUGCGCCUGCUGCUCGCCAAGAUCAGCAUCACGAGCGUCACGAACUGGUUGGGUCUCACGCAAAGCCCGGACGACGGCCUCAACGUCCUUCAGCGCAUCGUCUCCCUCGUUCUCAGCUGGGACUCUGGCGAGUUUCGCAAGGGUGCCGAGAGGGUGGCCAAGGACAAGGGCGGCCCGUCCGAGGAGGUGCUCCGGGUCCUACGCGAGCACAUCGACGACGACGCCAGGGACAGGCAUGAUCUGGCGCGCGCGGCGAGCCUUGAGAAUGGCGAGUCCAUUGUCGCCUCCAUCCUCAACGCCGCGGACCCCGCUCUCGUGGCCGGCCUGAGCGAAGACCAGCACACGCAGUGCCUGGCUUACGUCUCGGCCCUCCUCUCCGUCCGCGACCGCGAGUCCAUCACCUCGGUCCUCUGCCGCCAGCUGCCGGACCUGUUCACGCGCAUCAUCAAGGACGCCUUCGCCGCCUACGACCCGAUAAUACGCAGCGUGCACGCUUGUGUCGACCUCAAGGAGCAGCUCGACGCGAUCCAGACUUUCAUCGACGACUUUGUCAAGGCGAGCAAGCCGAAACUGGCCGACGACGGCGAGGAGCGCAUGGCCGGCGUCGACGAGUACGUCGAGCUGUUGCGCCGGAACAAGGGGCUCGUCUACCGGUGGGUGAACGUCUUGGCCGCCGCCUGCGCCGACGUCUGGGAAGAACUGAGGCUGUGGGCGAAAGAGUCCGCCAUGACCCUCCGGCAAGGGGCGGGGAAGAAUUCGGGACCUGCGAACAUGGCCGGCAGGCUGAACGACUUGUUUUGCGAGCUUGAUCCCGCCGUCCGGCCGCGUGUGCUGGAGGCCAUAGAUGCCCACGCGGUCCAUCUCGCCGCCCUCAACGACCUCUCCCUGACCCGUCUGCAGUCCCUCCUCACCCCCGCCGCUUCCGAAGAGCGCAGACAAACCGCCGGCCCUGGAGUGUACCUCUCACGCUGGCAGUCCCUUCUCAACGAGACGCCCAUCACGCCCGCCACCCUCGCGACGCCCGCCACCGUCCGCCGCGGCAAGGAGGUCAAGCACACCACGACGGUCGGCAAGACGGGCGUUGGGGGCGAGAUGCUGAUGCAGAUCGUCAGUGGAGAGGAUUGGGGGCCCGAGGGACCGGACGUUGCCGUCAUUUUUGACGCCUUGGGCGAUGGGUUCAGGGACCUCGUGAGAGAGAUGGCUAAACAAGCUGCAUAG
This is a messenger RNA of Drechmeria coniospora, 2241 nucleotides long. RefSeq lists its product as uncharacterized. Gene Ontology annotation, molecular function: phosphatidylinositol binding. The coding region runs from base 1 to 2241 and encodes 746 amino acids. NCBI's taxonomy places the organism in Eukaryota, Fungi, Ascomycota, Sordariomycetes, Hypocreales, Ophiocordycipitaceae. The transcript has 2 exons. The record is from RefSeq and is a predicted model, not a curated record.